Molecule: messenger RNA, 807 nt
Organism: Cordyceps fumosorosea ARSEF 2679
Lineage: Eukaryota; Fungi; Ascomycota; Sordariomycetes; Hypocreales; Cordycipitaceae
Product: Pyruvate/Phosphoenolpyruvate kinase
Exons: 5
Coding region: 1-807 (268 amino acids)
Cellular component (GO): cytoplasm
Molecular function (GO): aldehyde-lyase activity
Source: RefSeq, a predicted model, not a curated record
AUGCAAGCCUCCAACCGUCUCCGCACCGCCUUCGCCGAAGGCAAGCAGGCCAUGGGCAUGUGGCAGAUGAUUCCGGGCGCCAACGUGUCGCGCAUCCUUGCGAGCUCUGGCGUGGACUGGGUCAUGGUGGAUUGCGAGCACGGCAACAUGGACGAUAGGGCCAUGCACGACGCGGUGCCGGCGAUUGCGGCGCUCGGCGUAUCCCCCAUUGUCAGAAUACCGGACAUGCAGGGCUGGAUGGUGAAGCGUGCUUUGGAUGCUGGUGCUCACGGAAUUCUCGUGCCGCUGCUGCGUUCGGCGGCGCAGGCCCGCGAAAUCGUACAGAGCGCCAAGUUCCCGCCCGUCGGCAAGCGCGGCUUCGGCUCGCCCAUUGCGCUGUCGCGCUUCCGCCCCGUCCCGUCCUUCACCGAGUACCUGCAGCAGGCCAACGACGCCAUCCUGACCAUGGUUCAGAUCGAGACGCAGGAGGCACUCGACGAGGUUGAAGAGAUUGCUGCCGUCCCGGGGGUCGACGUGCUGUUUGUCGGACCCUUUGAUCUGGGAAACAACAUUGGCCACCCUAUCCUCAACGGUGUCGUCUCAGAUACGCUCAAGGCGGCCAUUGCCAGGAUCUUGGCCGCCGCGCACAAGGCUGGCAAGAAGUGCGGCAUGUACUGCGCUAACGGCGCGCAGGCGCAGGCCAGCGCGGCCCAGGGGUUCGACAUGAUCAACGUGGCGACCGAUUACACGUCGCUGGAGACGCUGGUCAAGGAGGAGCUGAGUGUCGCGUGGUCGCAGGCCAAGCCCGAAAGGGGCGUGUCAUACUAA